Messenger RNA from Strigops habroptila (Kakapo), 3667 nucleotides. Its product is annotated as prostatic acid phosphatase-like. Gene Ontology annotation, cellular component: plasma membrane; lysosome. The transcript has 11 exons. NCBI's taxonomy places the organism in Eukaryota, Metazoa, Chordata, Aves, Psittaciformes, Psittacidae. Bases 174 to 1295 code for a protein of 373 amino acids. Gene Ontology annotation, molecular function: acid phosphatase activity. The record is from RefSeq and is a predicted model, not a curated record. Gene Ontology annotation, biological process: lysosome organization; dephosphorylation.
AUUCCCUGAAAAGCACUAACCCAAGAAGGGAAAAAACAGAGGAGAAGGGAAGCUCAGAGCCCACUUUCAGACUUCACUGAGCACAACUGACUCCUCCCCUCUUAGCCACAUACCUACUGUAUCACCACAUCCAGGGACCUUGGUGUGCAAAACAGCUGAAAGCUACCAUCAGGAUGAGAGCAAGGCAGCUGGUGUGUGGAAUCUGGAGUCUGUGUUUCAUGUUCUGCCUUUUCUGCAUCUUUCUUCACCAAACAACAGCUAAAAGAAAACUGAAGUUUGUGUCCGUAGUAUUUCGCCAUGGUGAUCAUACCCCACAGGAGUUUUUUCCAACUGAUAAGCACAAAGCUGGAAGGCAGCAGGGAUAUGGACAGCUUACCAAGCUUGGCAUACAGCAACAGUACGAGCUUGGCCAGUACAUGCGGAGGAGAUACUCUUAUUUCCUGAGUGUUGUAUACAAGCAGUGUGAGAUUUAUGUUCAAAGCACUGAUUGUGAUCACACACUUACGAGUGCUCAGGCAAGUCUUGCCGGGCUGUACCCACCAACACAGGACCAGAUUUGGAACCCUGGAAUCCUUUGGCAGCCGAUUCCAGUUCACACAGUGCCACUGUCACAUGAUAGGUUGCUAUACUUACCUUUCUCACACUGUCCAAAAUACAACGAGCUGCUGAGAGAAACCUUUGCAACAAGGGAUUUCCAAAGGCAACUCAAGCAGUACAGGCCAUUUCUGAAGUUUUUAGCCACUCAUACAGGAUAUCCAUUGAAGAAGUUGAACAGUGAAAGAAUUUGGAAGCUCUCUGACACUUUACAACAUGAGGAUAUUAACAAUUACACUUUACCUGUUUGGGCUACUCAUGGUGUCAGGACCAAGCUGAUAAAGCUCUCAGAAUUGUUGUUGCAGGCGGAAUUUGGGUUCCACAAACAAAUACAGAAAUCACGUUUGCAGGGAGGUAUUCUUUUAAAAACUAUUCUAAAGCAUAUCUCAGAUGCUAGAAAGCCUUCACACCAGCAAAAAAUGGUUAUGUAUUCUGCGCACGCAGUCACCAUUGCUGCCUUACAGAUGGCACUCAAUGUCUUCAAUGGGAAACUGCCUCCUUACAGUGCCUGUCAUUUUUUUGAACUUUAUCAGGAAAAAAACGGGCAAUACACCAUAGAAAUGUACUAUCGGAAUAAUUCUCUGAGAGAUCCUCACCCCCUCACUCUCCCCGGCUGCAAAUUUCGCUGUCCACUGGAGAGAUUCAUUCAGUUGGUCUCCCCAGUCCUAGUACACUAUUGGACAAGAGAAUGUAGGAUGUAGGACAUAAAAAGAGGUGUUCCCUCCAUGAUCUUCAGUGUGAUUAGCUUCAUGAAACAUCUCCUCCCACACCAUGACGUGACAACAGUCUAACAUUUCUCAUUAACUUCCAUCGCACGCCCAACAGUCUCCUGAUCUCUAUCAAAAGAAAACAUGCCAAAAUUGUAAAAAGUGGUGACUUAUCCUUCAUGAACAUUCACUUCAUUUUAUCAAGUGGUAAAACCCAAAUGCAGUACAAAACCAGAGUAUUAUUUCAAGAUCUCUUUAUUCCAAAAGGACUUUGGCAGAACUAAUUCAAGAAUGUAAUUGUAGUUAUAGUGUUAUGAAGGACUAUAGCCUCAAAUAUCAGUAAAAUUGGAAAAUACCUCUAAAGGAGUCUUUUGAAGAAUGAGACAAGAACUUCCAGAACUGGUGAGGGAAGCAGUGCUUCAAAAGAAGCUCCCAAAAGGAAGAGUCAUAGCAGUGUACUUGUGCUUUAUUUUAUUCAGGUAGCAAUGAAGUAUUUUACACAAACACAUCUCAGAAGCUACAAAAAUUAGGAUAACGGCUGUUUACUUAGCUAAGAGAUGUCUGUGUUUCUCUUUUCUCUGUCUUAUACAUGCACAAAUAUCCCACCUCCAAACAGAAGGAAGGUGAGACUUCCAGAAAGAAUGGACCAUGGAUCUAGACCUAAGAGAAGUCUAUAAACAGCCAGGAUGGCUACCAUAAAGACCUGGCAGGCAACUGUCUAAUCUGACAAGGCUUUCCAAUACUGAGCCAUUCUAUCUCUUUCCAAAAAGACAGCAAGGCCUAGUGUUAAUUUUGAAAGUAAAAACCAUUUGUGGUUUCAAAUAGCUUUUCAAACACCCUUCUUUUGUUAUGUUACCCUGAUUGUAUACCCUGAUCUGAUCAUAUAAAGUCUGUUCUUCAGGAAAGUCUGUCAGUCCAUGCUGUUCUUGAUGUGAACAAGAAAAAAGCUGGAUCAGAACAAUCAGAUGUAACUAACUUCUGAAAAUAGUGGAGACUUCUUUGCUUGCAGAACCAGGCUUUCUUAUUUUUUCUUUUCUCACAGUGGAUAGGGCUUUUUUCAACAAUCUGGUUGCUCUCAGGUCAUUUCAAAGAGAACCAGAGUAACAGAUGGCAUGCAGAAAAUUUUGACAUUCUAGCUUCUUUUCCUUGGGCCAGGCUUCUAAAAGGGAUGCCAAGCCUAUGAAAUGUGUAUCCCUUUUUAGAACUGCUACCCCAUAAGCUACAAAAGAAUCAAAAGAAUCAAAAGAUCCCUUUCCCCAUUAGCAAGAACUCAAGUUUCAGAAUUCUUGCUGUAAAACCCUUCUGUUCUCAGCAGGGCCCAGCAACAAAUCCUGUGCUUCCUAAGCCAGCAUAGGAAACACAGUUCAUCCAGAAGAGCUGUAGCCAGAUUUCACAGCAAAGAAAUUCUAACACAUAGAUAAAAAUGAAUUAUUCCCUCUAGUGAAAAAAUGCAACCACUUUUACCAUAGCAUGCAAACAAGGGUAAAAAUAUUUUCUAACAGCAUGAGACAGUCAGUUGUAGCUGCUUCUUAAGACACACAAAAACAAGCUUGUUUUUUCCAUGUUACCUUAACACCCAUAAGGGACACCAGCAGAAAGCCUUCCUAGCUCUGGUAGCCCUCAUACGAUAGUUAGUGCAAGCUAUUUAAACGCUUCAUCUCAAACUCAUGCAGCUGAUUAUCACUCCUCCCGUAACAAGAAGUAAUUCAAAUAAAAAUUGAUAAAAGCAAGCAAACAGAGAGGAAAGUUUAAGAUUUCAUCUUUAUGGCUAUUAGCCUUCCAAUAAGAUUGUAGACUUGGCUGCCAGAAACAAAUUUCUAGGCAGCUUCUCUUCUAUUCUGAACAUGUUCCUAUUUCUACAUGAAGAUCUUUCUUCUGUCCCAUAGAUUUAUCUGUUAUGGGUGAUCAUGGAGCUGGACCACUGCAGUUCAGCUAUGGAAGCGCACCCUAGCUAAGGCCACAGCUCAUAGAACAUGAAUAGAAGGUAUUUUUUCAUCAUUUUUACAUCACAUCACCAGACCACAUGUCCCAGCGAACGUACCUGGAACAUUCUGAUUUCUGUUGAGCAAAAUUAGAUUUCAAAUUUAAUUUGCAAAUUAAGAAAUUUCACAAUUAUUUUAUUCCCCCAAUGCCUAUUCAACAGACACCCUAUCAAACACAUUCUUUAUAAGGUUUUAUGCUCUUAGGAUUGUCACUGUAGAAACACAGAAAGGAAGACUUCAUUUUUACCUUGCUUACUCAAAGGAAAAAUAAACACCAGUGUUCAUUAAGUCCGAAACAUCAGUCCCAGCUCUUGUAUGAAUAUAAAUUGGGGAUGUCAGUGGAUGAAUAAUAAAAUACUCUAAAUGAUGUUUCCCAAAACUGCA